This is a messenger RNA of Pangasianodon hypophthalmus (striped catfish), 2507 nucleotides long. It is a transcript of the gene trip4, whose product is annotated as thyroid hormone receptor interactor 4. Gene Ontology annotation, molecular function: zinc ion binding; transcription coactivator activity. The record is from RefSeq and is a predicted model, not a curated record. Gene Ontology annotation, cellular component: nucleus. The transcript has 13 exons. NCBI's taxonomy places the organism in Eukaryota, Metazoa, Chordata, Actinopteri, Siluriformes, Pangasiidae. Bases 96 to 1790 code for a protein of 564 amino acids. Gene Ontology annotation, biological process: positive regulation of DNA-templated transcription.
CUCACGUCACACUAUCAGCACUAGCUAGCUGCGGAGGGAAACUGCUAGUUUCGUUUCAUCUUCUAAAACAAAACUUCUUCACUAAAUUAGUGACAAUGUCGGAAUCUUUGCAUCGCUGGUGCGUGGAGCAGUUAAACAGCCAGUUUGGCUUGGAAGCCAGUGAUGACAUUGUUCAGUACAUCCUGUCCAUCAGUAAUGUGGAUGAGGUUGUGGAGUAUGUUGGUGAUCUUCUGCAGGGAACUGAAGGGAAGAAGAAGGAGUUUCUUGACGAGUUGCUGGAGAGAUUGCGACGCUGUAAGAAACAGCAGGACAGAGAGCCAGAAGUGAUCCUCAUGAGAACAGAGGGUCCAGACACAACAAAAGACACGCAGAAGAAAAAACGGAAAGGACGGAACAAACAAGAAGUGGUCUCGAUCAGUCAGCCUGAGCCCGAGCCGGAGAUUGUAAGAACUCCCAUUGACCUGAUGAAGGCACAAGAGAACAGCAGCAGCUCUUCCGCCACUAAGAAGAAGAACAAAUUUGUGAAUUUAUAUGCCAAAGAGGGUCAGGAUAGACUUGCUGUGCUGCUGCCUGGACGCCAUUCCUGCGACUGCUUAGCUCAGAAGCACAAACUGAUUAACAACUGCCUGACCUGUGGUCGGAUCGUGUGCGAGCAGGAAGGCUCUGGCCCGUGUUUCUUCUGUGGCAGUCUGGUAUGUACUACAGAAGAGCAAGAGAUUUUGCAGCGGGACUCGAACAAAAGUCAGAAACUCCGUAAGAAACUCAUGGGAGAUCACAUCGUAUCUGAGGGAGAUAAAGACUACCUGCCCCACCAGGAGGCCAGGAUGAAGGCAGGCUUGGAGAAAGCCAUUCAGCACAAAGAUAAACUGCUGGAGUUUGACAAGAACAGCGUUCGCCGAACUCAGGUGUUGGACGACGAGUCCGAUUAUUUCGCCGCCGACUCCAACCAGUGGCUGUCCCCAGUGGAGCGAGCGACGCUGCGCAAGCGGGAGGAGGAGCUUCGGGAGCUUCGCCACGUCUCCCGCAAAGACCGCAAGAUCACGCUUGACUUCGCUGGUAGACGAGUUCUUGAGGAAGGAGAAAACCUGACUCAGUAUUAUAACAAGUAUGAUGAGACCGUCAAGGCCAUCAACACCGGGACUCUCAUCCAAACCCCGAAGAGCUCGGCUCCAGCUGGCCGUCAAUACCUCAGGGAGCUCGUCAACCCAAAUAUUCAGCAGGCUGCACCUCAGUGGGUGGAUGUAGGUGGUGGCGAUAUCUCUCACAAGUCUAAGUCGCAGGGCACUGAGCAGAAAGCAGAGCGCUCCAGACUGAGGAUUCAGGACCGGGAGUUGCAGGAAAUGGUGGACGGAGGCUGGUGUCUCAGCAUGCACCAGCCCUGGGCCUCACUCCUUACCUGCGGCAUAAAGAGAGUGGAGGGCAGGACCUGGUACUCCUCACACAGAGGACGUCUGUGGAUCGCCGCUGCAGCCAAAAGGCCCACGCCUCAGGAGAUUGCGCAGGUAGAGGGCAUGUAUCGCCAGAUCUAUAAACAAGAUCCGCACUUUCCUAAAGACUAUCCUACAGGCUGCCUGCUCGGCUGUGUCAACAUGACGGACUGCCUCUCCCAGGAGCAGUUCAGGGAGCAGUAUCCUCACAACAGCGACGAGUCCGCCUCUCCAUUCGUCUUCAUUUGCACCAACCCCCAGGAGCUGCUGGUGAAAUUCCCCAUGAAAGGGAAACACAAGAUCUGGAAGUUGGAGAGUCAGAUUCACCAAAGUGCCAAGAGGGGGUUAAUGCAGCCGGCCUGACCUCGACAAAGCCACGCCGGGCCACGCGGACCCGAGCUUCCAGCCAAUAGAAGAGCAGAGCUGGCCGUGUCACACUACAGUGCCAUUCGUCAAGGGACACUGUUACCCACGGGACAAAGUGACACUCAUAAAUCUCUAAGCAGAAAACUACACUCUGUGAACUAUGCUGUGUUUUCUCUCAGAAAAUCUUGGCUUGACUUAUUUAAAAAAAAAAAAAAAGUCGAUUAAAAUGAACUGAAAUCAUUGCUCAUUUUGUUGCAAUUAUUUACACCACAAAAUACAAAAUAUUCCGGUGGGUGGAGCGAAUGUGAGCCGCUCGGCUGAGCAUGGAAUGUCCUGCUUAGCAAAGAGCCGAUUGUGCUGCAGAGCCGUAUCGGAGCUGCCCUUCUCAUUCGGACCACAAUGGCUGUCACAGGCAGAAACACUUUGGGCUUUUUUCCCCUCUCCGCUCUCCUUAAAGUGAUUGAGGAGCCACUUCGUGACACGAGCACCUCGGCACCAGAAAGAGCAAACAACUGUGCCAAACGACUCGCCUUAAUGGCAGCCUUCAAGAAGGGAACAAUGGCACAAAAGCACAAGCUGUGAGGGUUUUUUUUUCCCUUAAACCACAAUUAUCCAAAAAUUAAGGGUUGGCUCAUGUGCUGUAUUAACUCUGAACAUAACUGCACUGUGUGAUGUGAAGUCACAACACUGAGUACUUUAAUACAUUUCACUUCA